This is a messenger RNA of Sapajus apella (tufted capuchin), 4124 nucleotides long. RefSeq names its product trem-like transcript 2 protein. Gene Ontology annotation, biological process: T cell activation. Gene Ontology annotation, molecular function: signaling receptor activity. The transcript is spliced from 2 exons. Bases 541 to 933 code for a protein of 130 amino acids. Gene Ontology annotation, cellular component: cell surface. NCBI's taxonomy places the organism in Eukaryota, Metazoa, Chordata, Mammalia, Primates, Cebidae. The record is from RefSeq and is a predicted model, not a curated record.
AUCUACCUAAUUAGUUGGGCACUGAAAUUUCAGAACUUAAUAACUUGUGUUUGUGUCUGCAUCUGUCUCACUGAGGGUGUGACCUGAGUCUAUCCCACAAGAAUUCCCUGGGAAUCCCUGAAGACAGAGCUUGUCGCUCUCCCAUCAGACUAGAGAAUACCAUGAGGAAAAGGGUGUGUCUGAUGCGGCUCCGAGGUCAGGGCUGCGUUUCCUCCAUUAGACCGGGGCUCCCUGAGGGAUAAACCUGCCUCCUCCAACAGACUGAAAGCUCCCUGAGGGAGGGGCCUGUAUCUCCCCCAUAAUACUGGGUGCCAGCUGUUUUCAGGGCUGGUGAACCACCCUUCAGACUGGGGCAAGCUCCCCGAGGGUGGGGCUGUAUUUCCCCCUCAGUCAUGUGGGUUCCAUGACAGCAGGACAAUAUCCACGUCACCCUUCACCACGAUCUUCAACGUUCAUGAUGCUUCUCCCUCUGCUCUUGCCAGACCUUAUUCCACAAGCCUUGUCUCCCCAGGCCCCCCCGCUGAGCGUGCAUACACAAAAAUGAGGCUCCUUGAAGGGGAGACUCUGUCUGUGCUGUGCUCCUACAAGGGCUACAGAAACCGCAUGGACGGCAAGGUUUGGUGCAAAGUCAGGAGGAGGAAGUGUGAGCCUGGCUUCACCCGAGUCCGGGUGAAGGGACCCCGCUACUUGCUGCAGGACGAUGCCCAGGCCAAGGUGGUCCACAUCACCAUGGCGGCCCUCACGCUCCAGGACUCUGGCCGAUACUGGUGCAUGCGCAACAGCUCCGGGACCCUGUAUCCCAUGCUGGGCAUCCAGCUGGAUGUGUCUCCAGGUGGAAAGCUGGUGCAGGAAAAUAUCAGCCAAUACAUGUGCCAUAGUAGGGGACAGUCCCAGGACAGUGGCAUGGGAGCCUCGAUACUUCAUCCAGGAUGAUCACUUCUAUGGCAACUUCACCGUCACCAUGACUGAGCUCAGAGAAGAGGCCUCGGGAUUCUAUGGGUGUGGAAUCUCUCAAUCCCCUGAGAUCUCAUUCAUCAGAAUCAUCUGCCUGGUGGUAUCUCAAGGUGAGUUCUGUCCCUUCUUAUUGGUGGGUCUCAGACCUCCUGAAUCACAAGGCAUCAGAGCUGGAGAGGAUCCUAGAAAUCUUCUCCUUCCACCCUCUCAUUGCUGAAAACUGGGGGCAUGGAGAAGAAAUCCCUUGGCCCGAGGUCACCGCUGCUGAAGGGCAGAGCCAGGCCCAGAACGCAGGCCUGCUGGCUUUUGGCUCUUCCUUCCACAUCACACGUAUUUCCCUUAACAUUUUUGCUGCUACUAACAGGACUCCUCCAUGUAUUUGGAAUGAGAUUAAAGCUUCCCCAUGCUCAAGCAGAAAGGGCUUAAUGGUCCAUUCCAGACAUACCUACCCCUGACCCUAACUCCCAGCUGUAGUCAAGAAAGUCCACUGAGUAAUGGGGUGGGUGUAGAAAUAUGACACAGGAGACAGCUAGGCAAUGAGGCUGACAUGAGACUUAGGGGGUGAGGCUAGGAGGCAGAGCAGCCUGGGGCUCAGAGGCCCUGAGUCCUCCCCCCGGACCUGCCCCUAUCAAUUGAAUGUCAUUAACUUUCAAAAUGAGAAGUUAGGGGUCACCACUGCGCCUGAGGCCCCUGGGCACUCCUCCUGAAAUUAGAGUUGCCAACCUCUCCUGCCUUUUUCUGUCUUGGUCAGGACCCCUCCCUACUGCUGAGUGUGCCCAGCCACUUGGUCAAAUGGGCACCUAGAGGACCCCAAUAAGCUUCUCUGUCUUCAGUGCCCAAGCUUUGGCUCACUGCCCAUUCCCGGUAGGGCACAGGGCUAGGUUAGGCCCUGGAUAGGGACUCAAAAGCCUUGAGAUCCCAUCCUGAGCUGGAGGAGCCCACAGCUGAGCUAGAGAAACAGCAUGUGAUGAAGGGUUAUGAUGCAAGGUGAUAGGUGGCAUUAGAGAAAUAUGGUGGAUGGAAGAAUAAUGAAAGAUGGAAAGGAGGGGGAAGGUUUAAAUUCCUAGCACCAGGGGAAUUUUAAUCCUAAGAAAACAAGGCACAUAUAGAAUACAUUAAUAAAAGCUAACCUAUAAAGCAAUAUGCCAGAGGCACAGGUGAAUGCAAGGUAGAAUGAAUGAUAUGAGGUAGAGUAAUCAAGAAUUUAUUCUUGAAGAAGUUGGGGGCAUAUGGAUUGGUGAAGAAUAGCAGUUCCAAUAAAGUGAAUAGCCUGAAUAUUUCUUUUUUCUUCUUUCUGCCUUUCCUCCCUCCCUCUUUUCCUUCUGUCCUUCCUGACUCUAGCCUAGGCUCACCACACACUAUUCUCAGGUUAUAGCAAAAGAAAACCCUGCUGCUUGGCCAUGUCUAUUUCCUUCCUUAGCUCCAUUUACCCUAACACUUACCCAUCCACCCACUCAUCCAUCUUUUCAUCCGCUUAUCGCUUAUUCUUCCUACAUCCUAUCCAUUCUCCCGCUCAUCCGUCUCUUCUUCCAUCUAUUUAUCCACCCACCUAUUCAUCCAUCCACCUAGUUCCAAAUAACUUAUCUAUUAAAUCACCCGCUUAUCCAUCCAUCCAUUCAUCCAAUGUGCCUUUUCACAGGUCUCUUAGGUACUCCUGCCUCCAAUGUGAAUCCUACCCAGAACAUGCCUCAGACUCCCACAGUUCUUACUACCCACUAAGGCCCUGAGCCCACUGUAUAUCAGCCCAAGAACCAUGACCCAACCUCCACCCAAGUCAACUGCUGAUGUCUCCACUCCUGGUCCACAGUCAACAAUAAAAAUGGGACAAAUGUCAUAUGAUUUCCCAGCCUCUGGGCCCUGGAUUUGGACACUGAGCCGGUUGUUCCCCAGUCAGUGUGCUGAGAGGUUGAGGGAGUGAGAGAAAGGGGAGGGUGGGGCAGGAGCAGACCUGAGUCACAUUAGUCUGGGUAGAAAUGUCCAGGGAAGAAGGAGGUGGUGAUGGAGAAUAGGAGAGGCUCUCUCUCAGCCAGGCUGUCCUUCUCCCCAGUUCACCUUCCUUGCUUUCUUGCAACCUGAGUAUUAAGGAGAGGGUAAUGGCAUCUUCCCCAUAUUCCAGUGGACCCCAUCCAACCCCAGGGGCUGGAUGGGUAGUGGGAAAGCAGUCUCUGAAUGAGGGACCCUGGAUCUAGUGUCAGCCUGACUGACUGACUGUGACUUUGUGUGAGUCAGGAGCCCUCUCUGGCUUCAGCUUCCUUGUCAAUUCAAUAGGCAUGCUAGAAGCCCAGAGCUGAAGACAUUGUCCACCUAACAGCUCUCAGCAGGAGCCACAUGUUAGCACUAAAUGCAGUAUUGGUUUUUGCUUUGUUUGGUUAGUUUUUUUAAAAAGAAUACUGAUGUGUGUGCUCUCAUACACAGACCAAUAGAAUUGGAAUUUCUGGAAAUAAAGCCCAUCUCAGUACUUUUUAAUAAACACCUCAGAAAGAAAUUCAGAGAGGAAAGGACAAACAAACUGAGGAAUGAGAAAGAAUAAAAACUCUAUCUUUUGAAAUAAAAAAUUUAAUGUGAUUUUUCCCUUUAAGAAGAAAAAUUUGCAUUAAUUAAAUGAAAACUAUCAUUCAAGCUACUUAAGUAUAAAAGCACAUUGUGCUAUAAAAUAUUUAACCUGUAUUAAUAAGAAGCUAAGCUUAUAACAAGAAACUGAAUGCUUCUCAGUUGACUACUUACAUUGAGGCAAAAGCCUAUAAAGCAGCAUUUCCUAUGAUGGUGGAAUGUUCUCUGUCCCUGUCCAACAUGGAUAGCCACUAGGCAUGUGUGAUAAUUGAGCACCUGACCUGAGACAAGUGAGAGUGAAGGACUGUAAUUUCUAUUUAUCAUUUAAUUUUUAUUAAUUUAAACGUAAAUAGCCCCUUUGACAAAACUUUGGGAGUAUUUUAAGGCAACUUUAGGACUUAUUGAGAAGUUUGUUUGAAGGUAGGUCUUUCAAAGCAGGGGCUGGGCUAUGAUUAAGCAAAGAUCACAAUCAAACAGUACAGGAUUGGUAGAAACAAUAAGAUGAGGAUCCUUUUUUUUUUUUAACUUUAGAUUCUGGAGUACAUGUGCAGGUCAUGUAGGGUUGUUGCAUAGGUGCAUACAUAACCAGGUGGUUUGCUGCCUCUAUUCCCCCUUUGAUU